Molecule: messenger RNA, 747 nt
Organism: Penicillium brevicompactum
Lineage: Eukaryota; Fungi; Ascomycota; Eurotiomycetes; Eurotiales; Aspergillaceae
Exons: 2
Coding region: 1-747 (248 amino acids)
Cellular component (GO): cytoplasm
Source: RefSeq, a predicted model, not a curated record
AUGACUGUCGAUUGCAUUUCCAUGGCCUCGCGCCACCACCCCCAUCACCCCUUGAACAAGCCCAAUAUAGAUCGGCACGCCACUGGGACGUCAAACGUGGGCAGCAAUAACCCUUACGCCAGACACAUGUCACCAGCUCCCUCGACUCAUUCCCGAACAUCGCGCGCUGACUCCGUGAGCUCCGCACCGUCAGUCUGGUAUUCCGGCACACCCGAGCAUUAUCCGGUGGAGCCGAGAUGCCGCCAUCCGUCUGCUCCCCGUCGCCGCCGCACUACUCAUAGAUCCUCCCGGCACUCGCAGCUUGUGCAGCCAGACAUUAUUGACCAACUGGACAAUGUGACUGCAUUCUCCUACCACCAUGAAGGCCCGUACGACGCUGCUCGUCCGGAACGGAACCGCAUCAGUCAGUACAGCCCACUGGAAGCUGUGAGAGAAUCCAACGCCGAGGCUUUGCGGGCAACUCCGCAGCACAAGAUCGCCGACGCUUUGAACAGCCACAGGCCGCUGGAUGGCGUCGCAUUUUACCCACCUGGAACUACGGAUCGCAAUGGCCAAGAGUACUCAUACGAAGAAGGCUCCAACAUGAUGAACGAUUUUUCGGGCAACUUCAUGCGUCUUCCUGGCACGAAAUUCACCGACGAAGAUUUCAAGAAUGAUCCAUUUUACAACCGCCCUCCAGUCAAUCCAUUCUCGCAAAUUCGAAAGAGCAUCACUAUGCGAUUCAAGAAACGCCGCAGCACGGCUUAA